This is a messenger RNA of Pseudomyrmex gracilis, 1898 nucleotides long. RefSeq names its product putative fatty acyl-CoA reductase CG5065. Lineage: Eukaryota; Metazoa; Arthropoda; Insecta; Hymenoptera; Formicidae. The transcript is spliced from 9 exons. Gene Ontology annotation, cellular component: peroxisome. The coding region runs from base 121 to 1665 and encodes 514 amino acids. The record is from RefSeq and is a predicted model, not a curated record. Gene Ontology annotation, molecular function: alcohol-forming very long-chain fatty acyl-CoA reductase (NADP+) activity. Gene Ontology annotation, biological process: long-chain fatty-acyl-CoA metabolic process.
UCACAGUGUACGAACAAUCGUUCAACGCGCGUGAUAUCGGUCGCAACGUUGUACACGUUUAUUUCUUUUCGUGAAGACAGAAAAGAAUAGUGUUUUUUGAAGAAAUCUUUGUGUGUUGCAAUGGAUCAAACCAAAGUGGACGAUGUAGCACCGGACAGAAUAGCCGAGACCUUCGUUGGUCGUCGAAUACUGGUGACAGGCGGAACAGGAUUUUUAGGAAAAAUUCUCAUCGAGAAGUUUCUGCGAUGUUUGCCUGAGAUAGCGCAGAUUUAUAUGCUAAUCAGAACGAAAAAAAACAAAGAUCCUAAACAUCGAUUGGAAGAAAUAUUCAAUUCUGCGAUUUUUGAUAAAGUUAAAACUCAACGGGGAUUAUCGGCGCUUAUGCAAGCGGUAACGGUUGUGAGCGGAGACGUUACGUUGCCGGGACUCGGUUUAUCGCCGGAAGAUCGAAAGAUGCUCUGCGAGAAUGUCGAAAUUGUGUAUCACGCAGCAGCCACCGUCAGAUUUGACGAGCCGUUGAAAAAAGCUAUACUAUUAAAUACACGCGGUACAAAACUGAUGAUAGAACUGGCCAAAGAAAUGAAGCAUCUACUUUUGUUUGUCUAUAUCAGCACUGCCUACUGUCAUCUCGAGGAAAAAGUGUUGAAAGAGAAGACGUAUCCUCCGCCCGCGAAUCCUCACGAAAUGAUCAAAUACGUCGAAUGGAUGGACGACAAAAUGGUCGAGUCUAUGAAAAACAAGAUUUUAGGCAACGUACCCAAUUCGUAUGCUUUCACGAAGGCUUUAGCGGAAAGUCUCAUCGAAGAAGCUAUGCCAUAUAUACCAGCGAUAAUUUUAAGACCGAGUGUAGUUCUCCCGGUUUGGAAGGAACCAAUUCCAGGUUGGACAGACAACAUAAACGGUCCAGUUGGACUCUUAAUUGGAGCUGGGAAAGGAGUGAUCAGAACGAUGUACUGUGACGAAAACAAUUACUCUGAUUUCCUUCCCGUUGAUAUCGCUGUCCAUGCCAUCCUUCUCGCUACGUGGAAUUAUAUUUACUUGAAGGAUUACGACAAACGAGUUAGUCAUUUGACAAGUAGUAACGAAUUCAAGAUUCCCUGUGGGGAAAUAAUAACACGCGGCCGAAAAAUAAUACAACGAAUACCUUUAAACGGAGCAGUGUGGUAUCCAGGCGGUAGUAUGACGAAAUCGCGACUGAAGCACAACAUUUGUUUCCUGCUGUUUCACAUGAUACCGGCGUACUUGAUCGACAUGCUUCUUUUCCUCUUGGGUUACGAACCCAUUAUGUGUCGUGUACAACGUCGCGUAAAAAAAGGAUUUGAAGUUUUCGAGUAUUAUAUGAACAAUCAAUGGGACUUUGAGAACACACACGCUGACUAUGUAAGAGAGAAAAUGAACAGCACGGAGUACAAGAAGUACCAAAUUCACGGCGAGGAUUUGGACAUAGAUGCGUAUUUCGAAGAUUGCAUCCGAGCCGCCAGAAUAUAUGUUCUAAACGAACCACCGGAAACACUACCGGCCGCUCGCAGGCACUUGAGAAUAAUGUAUUGGGUGGAUGUAUUCGCAAAGAUCUUGUUCUUUCUGCUUGUUAUAUACGCGUUGGCGUCUUGGAACAAAAGUGUUAAUACACUGUUUACGUACUGCGUGUCGUACUUAGGAUUGUGAUCGAUUGUGUUUUCCGGAUUGUGACUAAAGUCUCUUGUAAUCAAUCGCACGAGAUCUGUGUUGAUGGCAUUAUAUAACGUAGUACUGGUUAAAUUUGAAGAUAAAUAUAUAUUGAAGUGAAAUCAGAAUAUGUGUAACAAUAAAUCUCAUAAAGUGCACUACAAUUGUGCGUACGAAAUAUAUACAAGAUAUGAAAAUAAAGAUGUUACUGCUCAGUUAAAUGUUGAGUUUAU